Messenger RNA from Knipowitschia caucasica, 2235 nucleotides. The record is from the annotation of a GenBank genome assembly. Lineage: Eukaryota; Metazoa; Chordata; Actinopteri; Gobiiformes; Gobiidae.
AUGCAGAGUUGCCCGGACACACCAACCCGUGUCGCUCAGAGGGAGAGACCGUGUCGCUCAGGGGGAGAGACCGUGUCGCUCAGAGGGAGAGACCGUGUCGCUCAGAGAGAGAGACCGUGUCGCUCAGAGGGAGAGACCGUGUCGCUCAGGGGGAGAGACCGUGUCGCUCAGGGGGAGAGACCCGUGUCGCUCAGGGGGAGAGACCGUGUCGCUCAGGGGGAGAGACCGUGUCGCUCAGGGGGAGAGACCGUGUCGCUCAGGGGGAGAGACCGUGUCGCUCAGGGAGAGACCGUGUCGCUCAGGGGGAGAGACCGUGUCGCUCAGGGGGAGAGACCGUGUCGCUCAGGGGGAGAGACCGUGUCGCUCAGGGGGAGAGACCGUGUCGCUCAGGGGGAGAGACCGUGUCGCUCAGGGGGAGAGACCGUGUCGCUCAGGGGGAGAGACCGUGUCGCUCAGGGGGAGAGACCGUGUCGCUCAGGGGGAGAGACCGUGUCGCUCAGGGGGAGAGACCGUGUCGCUCAGGGGGAGAGACCGUGUCGCUCAGAGGAGAGACCGUGUCGCUCAGAGGGAGAGACCGUGUCGCUCAGAGGGAGAGACCGUGUCGCUCAGAGGGAGAGACCGUGUCGCUCAGAGGGAGAGACCGUGUCGCUCAGGGGGAGAGACCGUGUCGCUCAGGGGGAGAGACCGUGUCGCUCAGGGGAGAGACCGUGUCGCUCAGGGGGAGAGACCGUGUCGCUCAGAGGGAGAGACCGUGUCGCUCAGGGGGAGAGACCGUGUCGCUCAGGGGGAGAGACCGUGUCGCUCAGGGGGAGAGACCGUGUCGCUCAGGGGGAGAGACCGUGUCGCUCAGGGGGAGAGACCGUGUCGCUCAGGGGGAGAGACCGUGUCGCUCAGGGGGAGAGACCGUGUCGCUCAGGGGGAGAGACCGUGUCGCUCAGAGGGAGAGACCGUGUCGCUCAGGGGGAGAGACCGUGUCGCUCAGGGGGAGAGACCGUGUCGCUCAGGGGGAGAGACCGUGUCGCUCAGGGGGAGAGACCGUGUCGCUCAGGGGGAGAGACCGUGUCGCUCAGGGGGAGAGACCGUGUCGCUCAGGGGGAGAGACCGUGUCGCUCAGAGGGAGAGACCGUGUCGCUCAGAGGGAGAGACCGUGUCGCUCAGGGGGAGAGACCGUGUCGCUCAGAGGGAGAGACCGUGUCGCUCAGGGGGAGAGACCGUGUCGCUCAGGGGGAGAGACCGUGUCGCUCAGGGGGAGAGACCGUGUCGCUCAGGGGAGAGACCGUGUCGCUCAGGGGGAGAGACCGUGUCGCUCAGGGGGAGAGACCGUGUCGCUCAGAGGGAGAGACCGUGUCGCUCAGGGGGAGAGACCGUGUCGCUCAGAGGGAGAGACCGUGUCGCUCAGGGGGAGAGACCGUGUCGCUCAGGGGGAGAGACCGUGUCGCUCAGGGGGAGAGACCGUGUCGCUCAGGAGACCGUGUCGCUCAGAGGGAGAGACCGUGUCGCUCAGAGGGAGAGACCGUGUCGCUCAGAGGGAGAGACCGUGUCGCUCAGAGGGAGAGACCGUGUCGCUCAGGGGGAGAGACCGUGUCGCUCAGGGGGAGACCGUGUCGCUCAGAGGGAGAGACCGUGUCGCUCAGAGGGAGAGACCGUGUCGCUCAGGGGGAGAGACCGGACCGUGUCGCUCAGGGGGAGAGACCGUGUCGCUCAGAGGGAGAGACCGUGUCGCUCAGAGGGAGAGACCGUGUCGCUCAGGGGGAGAGACCGUGUCGCUUAGAGGGAGAGACCGUGUCGCUCAGAGGGAGAGACUGUGUCGCUCCGCUUAGAGGGAGAGACCGUGUCGCUCAGAGGGAGAGACCGUGUCGCUCAGGGGGAGAGACCGUGUCGCUCAGGGGGAGAGACCGUGUCGCUCAGAGGGAGAGACCAAGUCGCUCAGAGGGAGAGACCGAGUCGCUCAGAGGGAGAGACCGUGUCGCUCAGAGGGAGAGACCGAGUCGCUCAGAGGGAGAGACCGUGUCGCUCAGGGAGAGACCGUGUCGCUCAGAGGGAGAGACCGUGUCGCUCAGAGGGAGAGACCGUGUCGCUCAGAGAGGAGAGACCGUGUCGCUCAGAGGGAGAGACCGUGUCGCUCAGAGGGAGAGACCGUGUCGCUCAGAGGGAGAGACCGUGUCGCUCAGAGGGAGAGACGACUCAGGGUUUUUGCUCAGUGCGAAUGAGGUUUUUGUCGACAGUUUCACAUGA